Ceraceosorus bombacis is the source of this 272-nucleotide messenger RNA. Lineage: Eukaryota; Fungi; Basidiomycota; Exobasidiomycetes; Ceraceosorales; Ceraceosoraceae. The record is from the annotation of a GenBank genome assembly.
AUGCUGCAGAGCAAAGCGUCACAGUGAAUCUGGCGAAUCGCUAUGCACGUGUGGAUCAGCUGCUCGAUCGGCACGAGGUCAUGGGUAUACGUUGAAUGCUGCGCAGGAACAAAGGAGCAGCUAGCUUAUUGGCGAGUCAAGUCGCAUGGGAGAACCACGAAGGAAAGGAAAGGCAUCACCGCGCGGUGCCCUACUUCUUUGACACUUGGACUGAGAGGACGCGGUUGUCCUUCCUGACGCAAAAUUCGAGCGUUCUGAGAGCUCAAGCGUGA